This is a messenger RNA of Aspergillus nomiae NRRL 13137, 1920 nucleotides long. RefSeq names its product glycoside hydrolase family 16 protein. The transcript has 4 exons. Gene Ontology annotation, biological process: glucan catabolic process. Gene Ontology annotation, molecular function: hydrolase activity, hydrolyzing O-glycosyl compounds. Bases 1 to 1920 code for a protein of 639 amino acids. The record is from RefSeq and is a predicted model, not a curated record. Lineage: Eukaryota; Fungi; Ascomycota; Eurotiomycetes; Eurotiales; Aspergillaceae.
AUGAGACCUGUUACGCUCCUCUCCCUUGCUUCGCUGGCUUCCGCGAAGAAUCUCAUCCCCACGACUUGUUUCGACUCCUACACUUCCCUCGAAGAGUACUUCUCCUACCUCUACCCAUGGGGUAGCGAUCACAAUGGCUCAGCCCGCAUGGUCGGCAACUCCACCGACCACGAUUACAUCUCCGUCGAGUCCGGCACACUGACGCUCGUCGCAAAGCCGACCACGGGCCAGCCGGCGACCAGUGGAGGCCAGGAAAUCAACUAUCUGUCCGGAGCCGUGCAUUCCAAGAGCACGUUUACGGUUGAAGCCGGCUCUGGGUUCGACAUCGAGGCUGAGUUCCAGGCGACCACUGAUAAAGGAACUUGGCCGGCUUUCUGGCUGAAUAGUGCGGAGAGCUGGCCACCGGAGAUUGAUAUGGCUGAGUGGAAGGGAACGGGACAGAUCACCUUCAAUGUCUUCAACACCUCUUCCGAGGUCAUGAACCACAACACGGAUUACCCGUCUCCGAGUGAGUUCCACAAGGUCAAAACUCAGAUCCGUGCGGAGAACGACGCAGAUAUCUUGGUUAAGUACUUCCUUGAUGAUGUGGAGGUCACGACUCAGUACGGGGCCGACUACGUCGGGAAGCCUUUGUAUCUCAUCACACAACCAACUCCAACUCUCCAACUGCAUCCCUCAAUAAGAAUACACUCCCAACUCCAAACCUCACCCACUCAGAGACAAACCCAAAAACCCGCAAAAAAAGAUGGUCCUAGAAAACGAUCAAACAGACCCCAUCCCCCCAUCGGCGCGGAAGCAACCAACGACAGCGACAGCACCCCAACCACAAAAUACCAGUACCACUCGCUCUACAUUAAACGCGACCUUAUCGCCAACCCGGACCCGUUCACCCUCUACUUUGGAUUCUUCGGACGGUGGAACUACGACCGAAAAGUAACCGCCAAUGUACUCCGUCGAGUCGAGAACGCCCGGGUGCUAAUCCAGCGCCUCCCCACACAAGACGAACUAGAUGCGAUGGUAACACACAGCAGUCGCAGUUUAUACCAGGAACGGAUCGGCGCGCCAUUGGGAUUCCUCGGCGGGUCGGCGCUUCUGUGGAUGCAGGCCAAGAAAUCGGAGUUGUAUCCGGCUUAUUUCCCCAAGGCUUCCGGUCCGGAGGGGAAGAUGCCGUCUCCCAAGGAGAUUCUGCAGGCCGCUCAGAGGUUUAUGAUUGCUGAGCCGACUGUAGCGAAACGGGCGGUUUUUGUGACGGGUUUCAAAUUGCUGUUCUAUAGUGUGGCGGGCGCGACGUUGUCGAGUGUUUAUGCGGUUUAUAAAGAGACGACGAAUACAAUGGGGGAUUCGCGAUUGAAGGAGUUCUUGGCGGAUUUGAAAAAGCAGAAUCCCGAGGAGAUAAGAAGAAGGCAGAUGGAGUCCAGGGGGCGGAGGUCGGUGGGCGAGCAACAGGGAGUUGUCGAGAUGGAUCAGGGUGGUGAUUAUGCUUCGGAGUAUUCCGGUGGUGACGUUCAGUCGACGACGGUAUCUGUCCCUGAUCGUCGUCCGGUAUUAGAACCUGUUGGUGGUGGAUCGGGUGCAGAUCACGGCCGCGGAGGAGAUUUCUUCGAUGAAGAUGAUGCUAGCCCCACGGCGCCUGAGUAUAGAACCAAUAGGGGCACACAGGCUGGUUACUCGCAGGGAGGUGCUUGGGAGCGGAUUCGACAACAAAAUGCUCCCGCACCUGCUCAGUCCAGUCAUCAGGAUGCAUCCGGCCAGCAGUCACCACAGUGGGACUCAUGGAGCCCCCCAUCAUCAGAGAGUGACAAGCAGCGGGAGAGGGAGCAAGCUCGUGCCGAUUUUGAGCGAUUAUUGGAUGCAGAAAGGAAUAUUGGACAAGAGUCGGCGAGCGAAGGGCGCAAUAAAGGUUGGGGGAAGUGGAAUUGA